GCUUAAAGGCCAAACACCCCUUACAAUCCCUAUUUAUAUCCCCCUAAAUCCCUCUCAAUUUUCCACAUCCAACUCCCAUUUUUCACUCUUCCUUUGCUUAGUCAUUACAUUCUCUCUUGCUAGUCAAGGCUCACUCUCCAAAGAAACAUGGCUUAUUUUGGGAUUUGCUUUGUUGGUCUUCUUGCAAUGGUGUCAUCUGUUUAUGGUUAUGGUGGAGGAGGUUGGAUUAAUGCUCAUGCAACUUUCUAUGGGGGUGGGGAUGCUUCUGGAACAAUGGGUGGGGCUUGUGGAUAUGGGAACCUUUAUAGUCAAGGGUAUGGUACAAAUACAGCAGCUUUAAGUACUGCUAUGUUCAACAAUGGGUUGAGCUGUGGUUCUUGUUUUGAAUUAAGAUGUGUGAAUGAUAGACAAGGGUGUUUGCCUGGUUCUAUUGUGGUUACAGCUACAAAUUUUUGCCCACCAAACAAUGCCCUCCCUAAUAAUGCAGGGGGCUGGUGUAAUCCUCCACUUCACCAUUUUGACCUCUCUCAGCCCAUUUUCCAACACAUUGCUCAUUACAAAGCUGGAAUUGUCCCUGUUUCUUAUAGAAGGGUACCCUGUAGAAGAAGGGGAGGAAUCAGGUUCACAAUCAAUGGACACUCAUACUUCAACUUAGUACUAGUAACAAAUGUUGGUGGUGGUGGUGAUGUUCAUUCAGUAGCUGUUAAAGGAUCAAGAACUGGUUGGCAGCCAAUGUCAAGAAACUGGGGACAAAACUGGCAAAACAACAACAACCUUAAUGGACAAACACUUUCAUUUAAGGUUACAACAGGUGAUGGUAGAAGUUUGAUCUCAUACAAUGUUGCACCUGCUCACUGGUCAUUUGGACAGACAUAUACUGGUGCUCAAUUCCACUGAAAA
This is a messenger RNA of Solanum stenotomum, 900 nucleotides long. Its product is annotated as expansin-A1. Lineage: Eukaryota; Viridiplantae; Streptophyta; Magnoliopsida; Solanales; Solanaceae. The record is from RefSeq and is a predicted model, not a curated record. The transcript has 4 exons. Gene Ontology annotation, biological process: plant-type cell wall organization. Bases 148 to 897 code for a protein of 249 amino acids. Gene Ontology annotation, cellular component: extracellular region.